This is a messenger RNA of Fusarium redolens, 1164 nucleotides long. RefSeq lists its product as uncharacterized. The coding region runs from base 1 to 1164 and encodes 387 amino acids. The record is from RefSeq and is a predicted model, not a curated record. The transcript has a single exon. NCBI's taxonomy places the organism in Eukaryota, Fungi, Ascomycota, Sordariomycetes, Hypocreales, Nectriaceae.
AUGACAUUUGAGUACCUGAUACAACGAUUCAUCAACGACGUACAGAUGCACAAGGAUGAGUUUAUAGAGCCAUCUAUAUCACGCAAUAGAGCAAAUCAGACAGGUUGUCCAAAGGGUAUCCUUGAACGUGCUUAUAAUAUAUACAAAGAAAGGCACGAUUCACAGAUGCUCUUGCAUGGCGACGGCGCCUUUGCAUUUGAGAUAGCUGAGAUCAUGACGAGACUGCCAAACAUCCGGCAUGUCACGCUCCAUGAUGGCGCUCUUGAAAACAACUAUGAUCUCGGCCGCAAGUUUGAUCCAGUUGACGAACAAGACACCUCGGCCCAAGCCGAUAUUUUGAUUCGAGUUCUUUCUCGACCGAUGCUAUGGGAGGAAGCACGUUGGAUCCAACCGAACGAAUUCAUCUGGCCUGGGGUUCCGACAAGGUUACUGGUGGAUAUUCCACUAGCACUGGGCAAAACCGACUCACUGGUUAUCGAUCAACUCUCUAUCCUUGUAUCAGCUGCGCCGGAUUACAUGACAAUGCAGCUCAGCAGAGAUGACCGGGACAAGUUAUCAGAAGCCAUCAAACGACUCGACCUUUUCCAGUUUAACUUUUCGCCUCGGUGUCGGAGCGGUUGUGGUCCGUGGACAAAAAAUGAAGAAGAGAACGAUACUGUUAGGACAGCAAGUGAGAUGGAGGCUGUAAAUGAAUACUUGAGCGCACUCUUUAACGCCGGAUGCAUCACACACGCUGAUAUAAAUCUUGGCGAGUUUUGGUACAGCUUGGGGUUUAAAUCUAUGCUCGCUGCUCCGACUUCAGUUGGUAUUGGGUUUAUGUGGCCUUUGGAGUCUGACUUGCGCUCAAUUCAUCUCACCGAGAUCUCUGUCACCACUAUUGAACUCGGAGCAUUGGCUAGGGCUCUCGGUAUUGGAUCAGAGGUUUCGUUGUUUCUUGUUCACAUCAGAGAGGGCUCAUGGCGAGAUGCUCUUCAAAGAUUGAGAGAAGGGCUACAUAAUCCGCAGUCGGUUUACAUCAGACAUCCAUCUGGUGGUGAGAUUCAUAGUCUCACGGAUGAUCAAAUCAAGUCAGCUUUUAGCUGUCAACACACUGAGGAGGGCACAAAAGCUGAAUGCUAUGCUAUGGGGAGAAUCUUAGAAAAUCCAUUCAAUGCGUUUAGAUAG